Linnemannia hyalina is the source of this 1905-nucleotide messenger RNA. NCBI's taxonomy places the organism in Eukaryota, Fungi, Mortierellomycota, Mortierellomycetes, Mortierellales, Mortierellaceae. The record is from the annotation of a GenBank genome assembly.
AUGGAGACAACCGACAAUACCACACGCCCUGCACAGGCACAGGCACAGACUCAGCCCCAAAUACCUCCGACACCAACGGCGAGCCCUCGCCACCACCAAACCACCAACAACACCCCUACUCCCUCCAAGCCAUCCCAUACCAAAACCAACAGCAACACGUCCCUCCUCUCACCAGAGCUGGUCUCUGCAUUCCGCGUCUGUAUCCGGUCAUACGGAGUAGGUUAUGUCUUCGCAACCGCCCCAAAGCUCAUCAAGACCCUCCUAGGCUUUAUCAUGAACCCUCGGAAAGUGACUACCAAGGGACAGAACCCCGUCGUCACCCUCGUCAAGACUCUCUUGACUGUCAUCAAGGACGGAACCUCGUCCAAGCGUGAUGGCAUGGGCAUGUUGUUGAUGAUCACUUUGGGAGGAUAUAAACUGCUGGAGAUCAUUUUGACACAGGGAAUCAAGAAGGCCGCCCUUGCACAGCAUGUUCAACACCAGCAGCACCUCAGACAGCAACAGCAACAGAUGGCUGACAAGGAGGGGUCUACUUCUUCGUCUUCACCUUCAUUGAUCGAUGAUAUCCAAAGUACUUCCUCAUUGAAGAACUUGACCAUGAAGGAUGUAGACAAGGUCAACUUGGCAGAGGAUAUGCAGCAACGGAUCACCAUGUUGGCUUCGUUCCUCUCGUCCGCUGCCGCCAUUGUCUUUAUGCACCGGAAACGACCCAACCACGCCACGAUCGAUUAUUCGCUCUUCGCAGUCGUCCGAGCCCUGGAUGUCUUUGGCCAUCUCGCCGUCAAGAACAAGUGGGGACCUCGCUGGCUGGGGUCCUAUGGUGCCGUUGCGGUCUUUGUGUUGGCCUGUACUGAGAUCAUGUUCUCGUGGUUGUAUGAACCACAGCGCUUGCCUGGACCUUACGCAUUCUGGAUCACAAAGAUGGCAAGGAUGGACAAGCGAUUGCUGGAGACCUUGAGAGGCGUCCGGACAGGAGAGAUUCAGUUCAAGCGAGUCAACCCGCCUCAUGUUCAGAACCUCCUCACCGGCCUCUGUGAAGACAUUGGAUUGAAUCCUCAUAUGGGUGACUUUGCCCUGCGUAGUCGUCUCCCUUGUGAGGUGGUGCACCAAGGCCUUACAAAGUCGUGUGAGAUGGAUUCAGGGCUUCAUGGUCUCCACUGGCGUGAGUUGGACUCUUGGUCUAUGACAAAGUAUGGCAUUCGCGAUGCACCAGUCGCCUCAGUUAUCUACUUGCCUGUACAUCUUUUACCGGCAUUGUUGAGUCCCAAAGCAUUCUUUAACAAGCUCCAGGAAAACCCAGUCGCAACCGUCUCCUCGACACUCAUGGCCACCGCCCGUUCCAGCGCCUUUCUCGCCACCUAUAUUGCCCUCAUCUGGUACGGAAUUUGCACCUGGCGGUCCAAGGUCAUGCCGAUCACCAUGAAACUGACAGGAAAGCGCUACACCAGCAACGUGGUCGACCAUAUCUACGGCCCCCUCCUCGGAUCCUUCAUGUGCGGAUUCUCGGUUCUGGUCGAGAAGCCUCAUCGACGUGCAGAGAUGGCACUUUAUGUUCUGCCCCGUGCUAUUUACUCGAUGUGGAGCCGGAUUAUGGAGGGACGGUUGAGUCGGAAGAUGGAGAUGACAGGCGAGGCGCUGAUGUAUGCGGUGUCGAUGUCGAUGCUGUUGACGGGUAUGCGGUGGAAGCGGGAGAUGGUUAGACCUAGUAUGCAGGGGUUGCUGGGUUGGAUUGUUGAGAUCAAGAAGACUCGUCUUAGUCGUGGAAAUGGUCAUCAGGCGGUGGAAGAUACUGGAAAGGGCAAAACGAAAGCAGAUGAGCAUAGCAAUGGUUCUGCUCUUCCUCAGUCUGCGAUUGAAGACAAGGACGCGUUGGCUGCCAUUGAGAAGGAGAGAGGUGGUAUUUAG